This is a messenger RNA of Mytilus californianus (California mussel), 1368 nucleotides long. RefSeq names its product cholecystokinin receptor-like. Gene Ontology annotation, cellular component: membrane. Gene Ontology annotation, biological process: neuropeptide signaling pathway. The record is from RefSeq and is a predicted model, not a curated record. The transcript has a single exon. Gene Ontology annotation, molecular function: neuropeptide receptor activity. Lineage: Eukaryota; Metazoa; Mollusca; Bivalvia; Mytilida; Mytilidae. Bases 130 to 1254 code for a protein of 374 amino acids.
GUUUUUAAAUUUUGAUAUUAUCAAUAUGCUCGAAAAGAAUGACAUUAAAUGUAUUACUAUGCAAAAGGAAAUAACGUGUACUUUGCUCACUUAGUCACAUGUAUUUGAUUCAGAAAAACUAUUAGAACAAUGGCUGAAAUUACAGUUUCUCAAUGGAAUGAUAUGAUAACAAAAAGUCUUAUACCAAACAUUGUUAUACUUUCGAUUUAUAUCGUUCUUGGAACAUGCGGAAAUAUACUGGUUUUAUCAGUUUAUACUUUUCAAAUGAAAGGAUUGUCAGAUGAGAGAUAUUUCAUACCGAUUUUAUCUGUAUUUGACAUGGUAGUAACAAUCUAUUGUGGACUGUUCUUAAUAAUACAAUGUUUUCACCAAGUAACAUUUAGUAACAAUAUAUUGUGUAAAACAGCACAAUUCUUUGCCGGAUUAACUACAUUCAUUCCGAUUCUUUUAUUACUUAUUAUUGCAGUCCAACGAUAUCUAAAAGUAUGUAUGCCUCAUAAACCGGUAAUGUCGCUUCGUGUUAAAAGAAUUGCGUUGAUACUAACAAUUGUUAUUUCAUUGAUAUGUGCAUUCCCGUUACCGUUCGUUUACGGUUCUGUUCCAUUUCACAGCGUCAAUUAUGGAAUAAACGGAACAAAUUGUGGCAAAUUAAAAGAAGGUCACCAAUUAGCAAGGGCCGUAUAUGCCAUUGUGAUAGGCUUUCUUGCUGUUGCUACAGUAACAACACUUAUUGUCUUAUACUCAAGAAUCGGAUGCACAGUUUUUCGUCAAUUCAAAUUGAACAAAUCGAAUAGUAAUCGAGUAGAAGUUGGAAAAUCGGAGACAAAAACUGACGACGAGGAAGUUUCUGAAGUAGGUCAAAAUGGCGGUAUACAAACUUCCAUCACUUCAGAUGGAGAUUCAAACAUUUCAAAUACAAAUAUUGCCAAAAAUCACCAAACAACUCUAUCUGGAUCCAAAAGAAGACAAAAGAGUAACCGUCGAAUAACUCACAAACUGACAAUUAUGUUUUUUGUUAUUACUUUGGUCUUUGUAUUAAGUUAUUUGCCAAAAGUUGUGUUGCUUAUAAUUGAAGGAUUAUACGAAGAUUUCUGGGAACAAUUAUCAGACACUAGAAGAUCUGGCGUGCUGUUUAUAUAUGAAAUGUUUAUUAUCAAUAAUAUCGUGAACCCUUUUAUUUACGCUUUUAUGGAUAUCAAGUUUCGCAAAGAAGCGACAGUAUUUUUAAAUCGUGUUUUUCACUGCAAAUUUUAAUUGUAAAUACUUAGACACGUUUUAAAUACUAAGCAUUAUAACUGCUUACUUUACAAAGCAUUUACAUGUAACAUAAUCAAUAAAGAUAAGGCCACACCAAAUCAACUUGCUGCA